UCGGGACAAUAUAUUGCGAAAGUAUAAGGGAGGCUUAUUACAGUCAGCCUAUAUGAGCAGGUCUUACGGCUUUGGGGAAGGUGUACGUUUACGAUGCCAAGACUGACCUCAGGGCCAACCCUGCUGCUGACAUCACUGCUCACGGCUCGUCGCCUCCGCUUGGAGUCCCAUCAAGGUCUGAGUCUCCCGCUGUGACCGAAGGCGAUGCCUCAGCACCAUUCAUUCUCAGGCAGGCACUCAGGACGCACACUCGCACCGCUUACCGGACUUCUUUUUUUUUUCCUUUUUUUUUUUUUUUUUAUAUUUAAAGAAAUAAAGCGUAAUGAUGACAGACGAAAGUAGGGGGAAACGCAGGAAACAAGCCAACCCGAGGAGGAAUCGAGUGGACGCUGAGCAAGUGAGUUCACUGGGAUCUGAAGGGGAGGAUGACGUGGGUCUGUGGAGCGUGGAGCCCCAGGACUGCCAGGAGAGCCUGGAUAAGACGAGCUUGACCCCCAGUGAGGGGACGGAGGAGCCCAGUAGCCCUGCUCACUCAACAAGGCCCCACAGCCUCAGCCCUGGAGGCAGAAACUGCUGGGGCCAGGUGGAGUCUGAGGCCAAGGCUACAGGGGACGCCUCCUACACAUCCACGGACAGGGAGGGAGAUCAGGAACCUCUGAGGAUGUACUGUAAGAACUCAGACUCCCAGAAUACCUUUGAAGACCUAGCUCACUAUGAAUUCCUGGCCCAGCUGAGGAAGACCGCGUCCUCAGCCAACCUCCUGGACCACGUGAACCACAAUGGCACAGCAGCUUUGUACCUUCCGAGCGUUAGGAAUGAGGAGCUGCCUCCCGCGAUCUGGUCACCAGGGGCUCAACACUGCUCGCCUGACGCAGCAGAUACUGGCAGGACCCAGCAGGCCUGUCCAUUUUGCCACAGAGUGUAUCAGCGAGGAGCCGCUUUGAGGGACCAUGUCAAAUACUGUCAGGAGAGGGAGGGGGGACACAUGGUCUGUCCGCUUUGUGGAUACACUGCCACCCUUAGGUCGCAGAUGGAGCGGCAUCUGGCCCUUCACAACCAAGUACAGGACAAGACUGCCAUCACUUUGGACCAAGGCAUAGAGACCAGGAAGUUUAAAUGUCUGCAGUGUGGGAAAGCCUUCAAGUACAAACACCACCUCAAAGAGCAUCUCCGCAUCCACAGCGGAGAGAAGCCUUACGAGUGCUCCAACUGCAAGAAACGCUUCUCUCACUCCGGCUCCUACAGCUCCCAUUUAAGCAGCAAAAAGUGCCUUAGUGGCGGAGGAAACGGAGGGGGAAACGCCGGAGGACCCAGCGGACCAUUUAAUGGACAUAACCAAAGCUCCUAUCACCACUCAUUCCCAACAUCUCCCCCCACUAAUGACAAGGGCUCUGUUUUGGCUCUGCGGAACCAAGAUAAUGCCAGGUCUUUAGGUCGGGCAGCAGCGGACGCUCACCAGUUUUCACUGCAGGACCUCAGCCAGAACACCACGAGCUUCCCCAGCGCAUCAGACCUGGCCAGGCUUUGGGACCAGUCGGCAGAGCUCUCCAUGAGGGCCAGUUUUCUGAAAGGGACUACUCUGCUGCCUUAUCUCCACUCAGGAACCAAAUUCGAGCAGAUGCUGCAGGAGAUGCUUCACAGGGAUGUGAAAAAAGAUGAAGACGUGAACAGAGGAGAAUCAGAAGUAGAGGAAAGGAGGGCCAUUCACAAUGGAGGAGGACCCGAGAGAACGGUGUCCCCUGGCAGGAGAAGAGAGGCAGUGAGACCGGGGGAGGAGAGAGCGGUUCUUGGGGUGACAUGCCGCUGGUGCUCGCAGCUUUUCCCCAGCGUGGCGGUGCUCCUGCAGCACGAGCGCUACCUCUGUAAGCUCAACAGAGAAGCAGUGGAGGUGCCUGAGGGUUUACGCAGAAAAGACCACACAUCACCCCCUUUAUUCUUCCCCAGAUCUGCCCUCCCACCAGAGAACAGCAAGCAAAGUGAAGUCACCAAUGGCCUCUCUGGAAACGGUUCACCAUUACAGAAGCCCAGCUGGCACUCUGUACCACAGCAGCUCUUGGUUGCCAUGCACUCCCCGACGCAGCCCCGCCACGAUGCCUUGUCUUCACGAAUGUACUGGCCCAGCCACGAAAAGGGAAGCCCAAGCCAACUGAUUCCGCAUUCCCCAGAGCUGCCAUCACCUCGAGGCCGAAAAAGAGUUCCCUCCUCAGGAUUCGGCUCCCCUGCCUGCCUCGACCUCACCAGCUGUCCUCCCGAGCUGUCCUCACCCAAGAAAGAGACUGGCAGCCCCUGGUCUGCGCAGAAUGAACCUCUGGACCUCUCCCUGCCCAAGCAGCACACAGACCAAGCGGGGAAGAACAAAACUGUGAACGGCAUCUCAGCCAGAGGAGAGAGGAGAGAGCACGGGACCCAACAACUUGGUAGACCAAGCCCAUCCUCACAUCUCCCCCUGCACCAGCACCCGCUCUUUGGCGGGGUGGGACCUCCUUUGUUUCCAGGUUCCUUGUACAAUGGGUUUCCCCUCCUCGCUCAGUCCGGUGUAGGGCUUUCAGGGCAUGACGGCAUCACACCAAUUCCAUUUAGCCACACAACUAACAGCGCUGGGUUUCUCUCUCCAAUGGCUUACAUGAUGGAGGCAGAUGCAGAGCUGAAAAAGAUCUACCAGGAGAGACAAGGCCUAAUGGGUGAGGCCUUGAACCGAGGUGCUCUGGACUACCUCUCUCUAAUCGAUGAAGGGUUUGAGGGAGAUGGAGGACCAGGAAGGAAGAGACUGAAGAAGACAGACGAAGGGCUUUACGCCUGCGACAUUUGUGAAAAAACCUUCCAGAAGAGCAGCUCUCUCCUCCGACACAAAUAUGAGCACACAGGAAAACGUCCUCACGAGUGCAAGAUCUGCAACAAGGCCUUCAAGCACAAGCACCAUCUGAUUGAGCACAGCCGCCUGCACUCUGGAGAGAAACCCUACCAAUGUGACAAAUGCGGCAAACGCUUCUCUCACUCGGGCUCUUACUCCCAGCACAUGAACCACCGCUACGCAUACUGCAGCAAAGACCAGGAUCCCGACCAGGACCAGGAGGAGAUGCCCCUCACCCCAGGCGCAGGCAACAGUCUCUUGGGCCGCCUCACUGAAGACACCCCCCUGUCUCUGGAAGACACACAAACUCCCCACUCGUUUCUCAGCGAUUCCAGUCUGGACGGCGCUCCGGACGCCCUCAAAGAGGAGGACGAAGAAGAGGAGGCGAGAGCUAGUGAUGGCCACGUGGAAGAGGCACACGUGAGCUUGUCAGAGGCAGCAGGGGAGCUCGGAGGUAGCCCCAUCCAAAGAUCACCCCCGAGGGAGAACGGAGAGCAAAGUGAGAGGAAUGGUUAUGACGUAGGAAACCAUAUUGACAGCACAGAGAACCACAUCUGGGAGCAAGACACUGAGGACCAGAAUGGAGACUUGGACAAAUGUGAACUGAGCCUGGAUAUAACAGAGUUACCCAGGAUAAAAACUUAAGGUGACUUCACAACAAGCCAUUUUAAUACAUAUAAUGCAUAUUUUAAGACUUUUGAUAUUUUUUUCACACACACACACACACACACACACACACACACACACACAGACGCAGACACACGUACACACACACACAUACACACACACACACACAGACACACAUACACAUACAUACAUAUUAUGUAUAUAUAUAUAUAAUGUUUUUCACUCAUUUUUCAACAUGGAAAAAUGCACAGAACUGCCAAAGGAUUCCUGGCCUUAAAGUGGAUGAAGCCAUUAAAAUAAAAUGUACGUGACAAUACAAAUAAUAGUGUUUUUAUGUAAAAUAGCGUUUUUUUUUUUUUUCUUUUGUAUGUUUGUGUUUGUUUGUGUUUUAGUUCACUUGUUUUCCUGGAACAGCUUAAAUAUUUGGCCAUGUCACAUUUUCAGAGGUGCUCUCUAUCUCACAUGCUUGCUGCUGCUGCCUGUUGCACAACACAGUGACAGUAUUCCUAAUUUAGUAGAUUUUUGUAUUUUAUUACAACAUUUAAGACCAUUUGACUCUUCAUGCGUAGAUUUACACAGCUGAGUGAGCUCAGAAGCAAGACACUGAAGGAAAUGUUGGGAGGAAGGAAAGAUCUCUGGUUCUAAAAUUAACCUGUUGUCAGGGCCUGACGUCAAAGGUUACAUAUGCAGUCAUAUCACCAUAUUCACCUGGGGUCUAGCUAUUUAUUUAUUCCUCAUUGUGAGUGCAAAUGACAUUCCAUUUUUAACAUCCUGUGGUAUGAUUUGAUGCACAUCUUUACCUCUAUUUUAGGUACUAGCAAUAAGUGUAAAAUGUUUGUUUCUUUUAGUUAAAAUGCAGCUAUCACUUAGUCACGAAGCCAAAUGUGUGAGUGUAAACAGUAGAAGUUAUCAUUUAUACUGUGAAAUCAUAAGGAACAACCAACUCAUCUCUUCAGGUCGACUGUGGUUCUCGUUGGCUUUCUUCCAUCAGCAAUUUUUAAUUUUAUUGGCAGCAAAAAGAGGAAGAAGUUAAAUGUGGUUGAUUAUUUAUUUUUUUUAAAAAACUCAACGCAGCCGACUGCACCUUCUUAAUUGUAUGCUUUGCUCGGGGACAGUCAUUUCUGUGUUCCCGUACGGGAUGUUAAAAGGGGCAAAAGAUGCAGUCAGCCUUUGGGGUUUUUCCCUUGAGGGAGCAAACACAAUUUGCACUGACGGUGUAAUGAUCACAUGGAGCUGCUUGAUUUAAAGUUAAGAUGUGUGCUGUUUCUCGUAAUAAUUUACAUGUGCUGUAGCGUUUUUUCGCACCCCCUGAAUAAUAAUGUGUCACACGUUCGGGCUGUCUGUUGAGGUGUGGCGAGAGGGUCAAGACUCAGGACACAUGCACCAUUUUUUUUUCUUUUUUUUUUCUUACUUCCUCUUUCUGACUGCGGUGUAGUCAACGUGAAAAGUGCCUCAGAUGUACUCUGACUCUGUGAGUAAUCCGACAAAGCUUUGGUACGGUGAGAUAAGACGGUGGUGCAUGAGGUGUGACUAAGCUUGCAGCAUUCAUGCAUACCGGGCGCCAAAGACACUUCUUGGUCAUGAAAUCUUUCUUUGUGUGUGUGUGUGUGUGUGUGUGUGUGUGUGUGUGUGUGUGUGUGUUUAUCGCCAAAGAUAUACAUAUGUGACACACCAACUGCCACUCUGCUCUUGCAUAGUUCCUUACCUGUUAUUUCUGGGCCUUACUUUCACUGUGUCUGCACAUGGUUUUAUAUUAGGAAGUGUCUGUUCCAGUAAAUGCAACUUUUGUAUUCACUUUUUAUACAUAUAUAUAUAUAUUUUUGCAUGUUUGUGGUUGUUUGUAAUAAAAUGUACAUACGUUGUCA
Messenger RNA from Mugil cephalus (flathead mullet), 5343 nucleotides. Its product is annotated as zinc finger E-box-binding homeobox 2-like. Bases 323 to 3496 code for a protein of 1057 amino acids. Gene Ontology annotation, biological process: anatomical structure development; regulation of transcription by RNA polymerase II. The transcript is spliced from 8 exons. Gene Ontology annotation, molecular function: DNA-binding transcription factor activity, RNA polymerase II-specific; RNA polymerase II cis-regulatory region sequence-specific DNA binding. NCBI's taxonomy places the organism in Eukaryota, Metazoa, Chordata, Actinopteri, Mugiliformes, Mugilidae. The record is from RefSeq and is a predicted model, not a curated record.